GAAAGAAAGAGAGAGAGAGAGAGAGAGAGAGAGAAAGAAAGAAAGAAAGAAAGAAAGAAGAAAGAAAAGGAGCAUCCAUCACCCCCAGUUUCUUUGUGCCAGUCCCUUCCUUACCAUGCCUUCUCGUCCCUUCACCAGGCCGCAAAUGAUCUGUGUUCUGUCCCGUCCUCCCCGACACCCUAGUGUUUUGUCCAGUGUCUGGCAUGACAUGGUCGCACAAAACGGAAGCGCAUCACAUCUGUGUCGAAUUAAAUGACUUCUCUCCUCUGGAUAUAGAUCUGGGAAUCUCAAGCUCUCAGCCCGGGACUGUCAGGACCCCCCUAAAGGCCACAGGCUGUGAUCUGCACCCCCAGCCCAGCACUGCGCUCACCUCCCCUCUUCUCAACCUGACGGGCUCGUGGGGUGGGGGACCCCAGGGGACCCCGGAGCCGGACGGGCAGGGAGCCUGGAACCGGAGACUGACGGCGGCAAAUCACAGUGUUAAUGUACCGGGGUGAAGCUCUAGAAGAUUUCACAGGCCCGGACUGUCGUUUUGUGAGUUUUAAAAAAGGUGACCCUGUGUAUGUCUACUAUAAACUGGCAGGGAGAGGGCCUGAAGUUUGGGCUGGAAGCGUUGGGCGUAUUUUUGGAUAUUUUCCAAAGGAUUUAAUCCAGGUAAUCCACGAAUAUACCAAAGAAGAGCUACAAGUUCCAACAGAUGAAACAGAUUUUGUGUGUUUUGAUGGAGGAAGGGACGAUUUCGAUAAUUAUAACGUAGAAGAACUCUUGGGGUUUUUGGAACUGUACGAUUCUGCCGCUGGGGAUUCUGCGAAAGCCGCAGAAGAGACCGAAGGUGUGGAACAACCUCCCGGAGGAUCUGAGGAAAGCGGGGCUGAGCCGGGGGCAGCCGAGCCAGCGGGAAGCGAAGGUGUGUCCUCAGGGAACACCGAGGGCCUGGAGGAAGCGUUCCUGGCCCAGGAGAACCGCGCCCAGGCGGGCAGCCAAGCGGGAGCCGCGCGGGGAGGGCAGCCUCCGCCGGAGCCUGUUGACCAGACGCUGCAGGGGAGACUAACAGGGGCAGAAAGUGAAAACAGAAGCGGCAGCGGCUCUCCCGUCUCAGCUGAGCAGGGGAAGACGGACGCGUACAAGCUUCUGAAAACAGAAAUGACUCUAGACUUGAAAACCAAGUUCGGCUCCACCGCCGACGUGCUGGUGUCGGACGAGGAGACGACCAGCCUGGUGACUUCUCUAGAAGACGAUUUCGACGAGGACUUGGACGCCGCGUACUACGCGGUCGAGGAGGAGGAGGAGGAGAACCAGGAGGACCUUGAGCAGCUGCCGCUGCUGAGCUUCGUGAGCGGAGGAGACUCGGGAAGGCCAGCGAGGCCGGGAGCUGAGAAAUACUCCCCCGACAACGAGGAGCGGAAUGCAAACGAAAAGGACGAGCUUGAGGGACUCGUGCCCCCGGGCGUCAAAAGUGAUGAUGCAAAUAUUCUAACAACCUGGGGGGACACGAUCUUUUCCAUUGUCACAGGAGGGGAAGAAAAGACAGGUGUGGUGGAUUCGGAGAGUUCCGAUUCGGAGGAAGAAAAGGAGGACGAGGACGCGUCAGUCCCAGGCAGCAGACGGGACAAACCACCAGUGACGGCAGACCACGCUGACCCUGACGGUGCAGACGACGGUCUUUUGACUGUAGACGUCCCCAAAACAAAUAGUGACAGAGACCCAGAAGCGGACACCGAACUUCACAGUGAAGGAAAAGGGAGGAAAGUUCAGGAACCUGAGUGGAGCCCGGGACAAGACGAGACAGAAUUAGAGGACGAGAAGCGGGACGGGGUGGCCGUGCACGGUUCCACUCAAAGCAGCGACCGCGACGCUUUGCCAGCUGCCGACGAGGGUGGAGACACAGCACCGUCAGCCUUCGGGGACAAAGACGACAACCCAGAAGUAGCAGCUAUUCACAUCUCAAAGGAAACGCACCCCGAAGACAAGCCCGCAGAGCAGACGCUGGAAGUGGGGUCGGGGGGUGGCCCUGUCCGCAGAGCCGAGGGGAACCAGACGGGCUCGGAGAAGAUGACACCGGCGCACCUGGGUCCCGCAGCGCCCGCCGGGGACACACGGCCCGACACACCCGGAAACGCGGUGCGGGAAGCAGGCGCUUUGCCAGGGGGACCGAAGCCGCACAGGCUCUCCGUCGAGCCUCCCCGGGAGGCAUCUGGAGAGGACCUGGCUCGCCAGACUCACAGCCAGCCGCGCUCGGCCAACCCGGGCAACACCGGUUCCCCAGGAGACCUGGAAGGAGAAGUUCCCGUGCCGGGGACAAAUCUCUCCUGGCCACAAGAAGGGGCCGUGUCUGCUGUCGUCCCCGAGCCCUCGAGCGCGACCACGAGGCCAUCCGAGGACGAGGGCAGGGAGGACCCGGCAGAGGAAGAGUUUGCGGGUCACAAGGCAGCGCGGGGCACGCAGGAACCAGGAGGAGCAGUGGCAGGAGCGGGUGUCGCUCCCGAAGCCCCCGCAGCAGAGGAGGAGGACGACGACCUCCCCGAGGAGCUGCUGGAGGACGAAAACGCCGCGAGCGCAAAGCAGGCGAAAGAGAGCGGCCCUGGGGGCCGGGCCGGGCAGGCGGACGGUCACCUGCAGAUCCCCGAAAGCGCCGUUGUGGGGACCACCAGUCCUGAUGCAGAAGACGAAGAAAGCAGACGAGAAGCCAGUGUGGCGGGCAGCGGAAGAAAGAGUGAAACUGCAGCCGCCGGGGUCGGCACAGCGGGCGGGGGACCAGCGAGUGUGGCCGGAGAAAAGGAGGGUCGCCCUCUGCCAGACGAGAAAGCACAGAGACCGCCUGAAGCGAGUGACUUUCCCGACCAGAGAAAGACUCAGACUCCAGAGUUGGGCGAUGCGUCUCGGAACAAAGAUUCUGAUGACCCGAAAAAGGACAACUCCAGGGAUCCCAUGGAGACCUCGGGGCUGGCCGAGAAGCCGGGCGGAGAAGAGCUCUCGGGAGAGGACCGUGAGGACGCAGAGAAAUCUGUGGACACAGAGAGCCGGGGCUCUGCUUCUGGGGAGCCUGAAGAUGACCCGUCCCUCUGGACCCCACAGACGACGGCAGAGCCAGCACCGGGUGACAAGAGGGACGACCUGCCCAUAAUCAGCAGCUUCUUUCGAGAGCAGCAGUCUCUGCAGCGGUUCCAGAAGUACUUCGACGCCCACGAGCUGGAACUCCUGCUCCAAGAAAUGUCCUUCAAGCUGAAGUCAGCGCAGCGGGACAGCCUGCCCUACAACGUGGAGAAAGUCCUCGAUAAGGUCUUCCGGGCCUCCGAGUCUCACAUCCUGGGUGUGGCGGAGAAAAUGCUAGAUGCUCGUGUGGCCCGGAAUCGAGACGAGGGGAUGCAGGACAGCAACGUGUUUGAAGAGUCUGCAGCGCUCGACGACAUCCAAGACCUGGUCUAUUUUGUCAGGUACAGGCACUCGGCGGAGGAGGAGGCGGCCCCGCUGGCGAUGGCAGGCUGGGGCGAGACGGUGGCAGAGAUGCAACCACCCCAUGAAGAUCAUUUCUCACCAGAGAACAUGGAAGAACUUAAUAUGCGGAUUGUUGAAGAGCCCACCCAGUUGGACCAGCCCGUGACAAGGGACACAGGAGCCUCCGAAGUGUCACAGCAGUUGAAUACUGAGAAAGAUUUAGACCCAGGGCUAAUGCCAACAGCAGGUGCUCCCGUUGAUGCUGUUGAUGCGAAAAAGCAACCAGAGAUAAACGCCGAAGAGCCAGCCAGCGUCACGCCUUUGGAAAAUGCAAUCCUUCUAAUAUAUUCAUUCAUGUUUUAUUUAAGUAAGACGAUAGUUGCUACGUUGCCUGAUGAUGUUCAGCCUGGGCCUGAUUUUUAUGGGCUGCCAUGGAAACCUGUACUUAUCACUGCCUUCUUGGGAAUUGUUUCAUUUGCUGUUUUCUUCUGGAGAACUAUCCUUGUUGUAAAGAAUAGAGUAUAUCAAGUCACUGAACAGCAAAUUUCUGAGAAGUUGAAGACUAUCAUGAAAGAAAAUGCAGAACUUGUUCAAAAAUUGUCAAAUUAUGAGCAGAAGAUCAAGGAAUCAAAGAAACAUGUUCAAGAAGCCAAGAAACAAAAUAUGAUUCUCUCUGAUGAAGCAAUUAAAUUUAAGGAUAAAAUCAAGAGACUUGAAGAAACGAAUGAAUCUCUGGAUGACACAGCUAAAAAUCUUCGUGUUAUGUUAGAAUCUGAGAGAGAACAGAAUGUCAAGAAUCAGGACUUGAUACUGGAAAACAAGAAAUCUAUAGAGAAGUUAAAGGACGUUAUUUCAAUGAAUGCCUCAGAAUUUUCAGAGGUUCAAAUUGCACUUAACGAAGCUAAGCUUAGUGAAGAGAAGGUGAAAUCUGAAUGCCAUCGGGUUCAAGAAGAAAACACCAGGCUUAAGAAGAAGAAAGAGCAGUUGCAGCAGGAAAUCGAAGACUGGAGUAAAUCACAUGCUGAGCUCAGUGAGCAAAUCAAAUCAUUUGAGAAGUCUCAGAAGGAUUUGGAAGGAGCUCUCACUCACAAAGAUGAUAAUAUUAAUGCUUUGACUAAUUGUAUUACACAGUUGAAUCGGUUAGAGUGUGAAUGUGAAUCUGAAUCGGAGGGUCAGAAUAAAGGAGCAAAUGAGUCAGAUGAAUUAGCAAACGGAGAAUUGGGAGGUGACCGGAAUGAGAAGAUGAAAAAUCAAAUUAAGCAGAUGAUGGAUGUCUCUUGGACACAAACUGCAGUUUCAGUGGUUGAAGAGGAUCUAAAACUUUUACAAUCUAAGCUAAGAGCCUCGAUGUCCACUAAAUGUGACCUGGAAGACCAGAUAAAGACGUUAGAAGACAACCGCGAUUCCCUGCAGUCUGCUAAAGCCAGACUGGAAGACGAAUGCAAAACCUUGAGGCAGAAAGUGGAGAUUCUGAACGAACUCUAUCAGCAGAAGGAGAUGGCUCUGCAAAAGAAACUGAGUCAGGAAGAGUACGAGCGACAGGAGCGAGAGCAGAGGCUGUCGGCUGCAGAUGAAAAGGCGGUUUUGGCUGCAGAAGAAGUGAAAACUUACAAGCGGAGAAUUGAAGAAAUGGAGGAUGAAUUACAGAAAACAGAGCGCUCCUUUAAAACCCAGAUUGCUACUCAUGAGAAGAAAGCUCAUGAUAACUGGCUCAAAGCUCGUGCUGCAGAAAGAGCCAUCGCUGAAGAGAAAAGGGAAGCGGCCAACCUGAGACACAAAAUACUGGAAUUAACGCAAAAAAUCGCAAUGCUGCAAGAAGAACCUGUGAUCGUAAAACCAAUGCCAGGAAGACCAAACACACAAAACCCUCCAAGGAGAGGUGCCCUGAGCCAGAACGGCUCCUUCGGCCCGUCCCCCGUGAGCGGGGGCGACUGCUCCCCUCCCCUGAUGGCAGAGCCACCCGUGAGGCCGCUGUCCGCCACUCUCAGCCGAAGAGAGAUGCCCAGGAGUGAAUUUGGGUCAGUGGAUGGGCCUGUGCCUCGUGCUCGGUGGUCGUCAGAGGUGCCUGGGAAGCCGCCUGCCUCCGAUCCAGGGGCUGGGACAGCGGCCACGAUGAACAGCAGCUCCAGAAACUCUUCCCCCACUAAGGCGAUGGACGAGGGCCAGGUUCAUGUGGCUGCAAAAGGGCCCCCUCCCUACCCAGGGGUGCCUCUCACGAGCUCCCCGGUGGGAGGCCCCCUCCCGCCGCCCAUCCGGUACGGACCCCCUCCUCAGCUCUGCGGGCCGUUCGGGCCUCGGCCCCUCCCUCCUCCAUUCGGCCCAGCCCUGCGUCCACCACUCGGCUUGAGGGAGUACGCGCCCGGCGUCCCACCCGGAAAACGGGACCUGCCGCUUGACCCGCGGGAAUUCCUGCCAGGACACACACCGUUCAGGCCUUUAGGCUCUCUUGGCCCAAGAGAGUACUUCAUUCCGGGUCCCCGACUGCCACCCCCCAGCCACGGCCCCCCAGACUACCCAGCACCACCCGCUGCCAGAGACUUGCCGCCGUCGGGCUCCAGGGACGAGCCCCCGCCUGCCUCGCGGAGCAGCGACCAGGACUGUCCCCAGGCUUUGAAGCAGACCCCGUGACCGACCGCGACUGCGACACGCAGACUGCACUCGCUGCUCAUCACAGUAAGGGGGUUCCUUGGCUUCAGAAUCCAGAAGUUUAUUUUAAAAGGUUUGUUUUUAGAACUAAGCUGCCUUGGCAGUGUGCAUUUUUGAGCCAAAUAAUGAAAAAAUAUCAUUUUCCCCUUAAAUGGAAAUCACCUCUUAAGCUAGUACGUCCUUACACCUUUGAAACGUGCAAUAAAGAAUACCUGUGUUUUAGCUAAGCCUAUGUAAUUGCUAAGUAAUGCAGAAUGUCCUGGAAAGUACGAACAUUUCCUGUGGAAAUGCUGUAAGAACAUGUAUUUCCAUUAUCCUAUUUUUGUGUACACCAGUUGAAUACAGAGCAAUGGUGUUUAUAAGCUUGAUUUUCUUUUUAAAUAUCUAGUCGCAAAGACUGUUACGAUGAACAUGUUUACUGAAAGAUCACUAAACUUUAUCUCCCCUCUUGCUGAAAUUCUUUGUAGUAAUAGUUCAUAAAAAUUUAUUGCUAUUU
Molecule: messenger RNA, 6577 nt
Organism: Lemur catta (Ring-tailed lemur)
Lineage: Eukaryota; Metazoa; Chordata; Mammalia; Primates; Lemuridae
Gene: MIA3
Product: MIA SH3 domain ER export factor 3
Exons: 28
Coding region: 484-6063 (1859 amino acids)
Biological process (GO): endoplasmic reticulum to Golgi vesicle-mediated transport; vesicle cargo loading; protein secretion
Cellular component (GO): endoplasmic reticulum exit site; endoplasmic reticulum membrane
Molecular function (GO): protein binding
Source: RefSeq, a predicted model, not a curated record